CGUUGAAUCUGAAAAAGAAAACUCUGAUGAUGAUUUUGAGAUAAGAAAAGAUGUACCAGAAUUUGUAGAAUUUGAUAUGGAAGGUGAAGAACAUGUUAACAUUCCUAAGCGAAAAUUGGAAGAUAAGUUUUUGACCUCUUUGUGUGAAGGUAAUUAUAUUCGAAUGAGUAGGAGGGUUAGAGAAGAGCAGGCCAACAAUGAGGGUUUAAAGGUAGAUGAAAAAGAUGAGACUGAAAUCCCUAUGAGUUUAGAAUCAAACCAGGUGUGAGGUAUCCUGCCCAUGAUCCAUCCCAACCUUGGAACCAAAUGAAACCAGUUCUUGGAAUGAGGUUUGAAUCACCAGAACACUUGAAGUUUUCACUGGUUAAUUAUGCCGUGGCUAAUGGUUAUCAGUUAUGGUACUACAGAAAUGAUAAAUCAUCAUUGCUUGUGAAGUGUGAUAGAAAUGUAGAGGAAGGAAGGUGUUCAAGCAAAAAGGGAAAUAAGGAUAAGAUAAUUGGAAGAAAAGCAAGGAACUUGAAGUUAGCAAAAGAAAACAGUCAAGAACAAGAUCAAAAACAGGGAACAUCUAACAAGCAAGAACAAGGUGAAUGUAGCAAAAACAAUCAGGAACAAGAUCAAAAACAGGCAGCAUCUAGCAAACAAUCAGGAACAAGAAGAACUAAAAACAUGGCUAGAAGGCUGCCAACAAAAACAUGCCCAUUUAGACUUUGGGCUUCAUGGAUGCAGGAUGAAAAAUCCUUUCAGAUCAAAACACUGAUUGAUGAGCAUAGUUGUUUAAGAAAGUUUGACCUAGGAUCUUUGGUCACAAGUAAAUGGAUUGCAUUUCAUUAUCAAAAAGAGGAUACUUGAGGACAGAAAACUGAGUUAUAAAAAGAUGAAGUAGGACAUUAAAGAGAGGUUCUUGAUAGAUGUGUCUCAUGGUCAGUGUAAAAAAGCAAAACUGUGGGCACUUCAUGAUUAUGGAGGUGGUUUGAAAGAGCAUUAUGCAAAGUUAUGGGACUACAGAGAAGAGAUUCUGAAAUCAAACCCAGGUUCAACAGUGGCAUUGGAUGUGGAUUCAAAUGGAAGCACAUACUUCAACAGAAUGUAUAUCUGCUUCAAAGGUAUUUCAUAUACUGAAUUACAUAUUGGCAGGUGUGAAGGAUGGAUGGUUGACUGGAUGUAGGAAGGUAAUAGGGAUAGAUGGAUGCUUUUUGAAGUCCACAAUAAAAGGUGUAUUACUGACUGAUGUGGGAAUGGAUGCAAAUAAUCAAAUGUUUCCCAUUGCAUGGGCAGUGGCUGGUGCUGAAAAUAAGGAUACUUGGAACUGGUUUCUGUCCUUGUUGCAUGAUGAUCUAGUGUUGAAUCAAGGAACAAGGUUGACAAUCAUUUCAGAUGGACAUAAGGGAUUGUUGGAAGCAGUUGGUACAUGGCUUCCUAACGCAGAGCACAGGCAAUGUGUGAGACACAUAUAUGCCAAUUUCAAGAAAAGGUGGAAUGGACUAGUCUACAGGAACUUGUUUUGGGGUGCAACAUAUGCUACAAUUCCAGAGGACUUUAACAACAAAAUGGAAGAAAUAAAGAACUUGGACCAGAUGGCUUAUGACUACUUAAUUGAAAAGAACCCCAACACUUGGUGCAAAGCAUUCUUUCAGAUGGACAGAUCUUGUGCAGCCUUUGAAAAUGGUAUUUGUGAAAGUUUUAAUUCAAAGUUAGUUGAUCCUAGACAUAAACCAAUAAUCACCAUGUUUGAAGAGAUUAGGGUGUAUGUAAUGACUAGGUUAGUUAGUAUGAGCAAGUUAGAUAUUAAAUUAGAUGAUUCCAUUUGUCCAUCAAUUAGGAAGCACUUAGAACUAAUGAAAAAGCUAUCUGCUAGGAAUUGGAGGGUUUUGCAUAGUGGAUACCAGGAAUAUGAGGUGUACAAAAUAGAUGAUUCUCUAGGAGUUAACCUGCAAACAAAAAAAUGUGAUUGCAGACUCUGGGAGAUUAGUGGUGUACCUUGUGUACAUGUUGUUUCAGCAUAUAUGUUCAUCAAAAUGGACCCAGCUGAGGGGGUUAGUCCAUGGUUUGAAAAGGCUAGAUGGCAGGAUGCUUAUGCAUACUCAAUUAGGACAGUUAGGGGUUCAACACACUAG
This is a messenger RNA of Erigeron canadensis, 2117 nucleotides long. RefSeq lists its product as uncharacterized. The coding region runs from base 1053 to 2117 and encodes 354 amino acids. NCBI's taxonomy places the organism in Eukaryota, Viridiplantae, Streptophyta, Magnoliopsida, Asterales, Asteraceae. The record is from RefSeq and is a predicted model, not a curated record. Gene Ontology annotation, molecular function: zinc ion binding. The transcript has 2 exons.